GAUAUAGCUUUACUUCCCACUUCCCACUCCAAUUCCACUGAGUGCGAGUCAGUCGAGGCUCGCCUCCCUCGCCUGCUCGUAUACAAUAAAUCGUUUUGUGUAAGUUAGCAAAAUAGUAAAGGAAUAUAAAUCUCGGAAAUUAAGCAGCUUGAUCGGAUAAGCGAGACAACAAAGAACAUUCAAACGUAGUUCUUGAAACCCUUAUUUUGGUGCAAUCCACAAAACGUGUGCACACAAAACAUUGGACAGAAAAAAUAAUAACAAGACAAAUAAUAAUAAUUUGUAAUAGUAAUAAUAGUAAACAGUGGUGUCAGAAGUAGGAGGAGUGCGUCAUCGCGCGAGAAAGGAAAAUGAGCAAAAAUCGUAGUGCGUAGCCAAAGACGGAAGGAAAUUAUACAGUGUUUUUCAAUACUUUAAGAAUUCUUAUAUCUUCUUGUUUUUUUAUCAUUUGCACAAUAAUCUUGAAACGUCAAUCUGACGACCAGGAAAUUUUGAAUACUCGUCGCUAUUAUGGAAGUCCUCGAUCCUGCUAUGAAUCGUGACGAUAAUCCACUUUGUGUCAAUGACUACUUAGAUAAAGAUAGCACAGGACAAUUGCCACCAGAUUCGAGAUCCUGUAUAAAGGCAAGAUGGACCCUUGGCUUUUUAGGGUUCUUGGGUUUUGCACUUGUUUAUGCUAUGAGAGUAAACCUCUCAGUGGCCAUUGUCUCAAUGGUCAAUCAGACAGCAUUUCCAGCGCCAAACAACAGUGACAACACGAUUGGGUGUCCAGCAGUGGAUCCAGUCAACGGCACAUUUAUCCCCAGCGCUGGAGAAUUCGACUGGGAUGAAAAAACUCAAGGAAUUAUACUUGGAUCUUUUUUCCUCGGCUACGUAAUUACGAACGUUCCCGGUGGCAGAGUAGCCGAGAGAGUUGGCGGCAAGCUCGUCUACGGACUCGGUGUUCUCCUGACGGCGAUUUUUACGGUCGUCAGCCCCUUCGCGGCUUACUUGGGUCUUGGACCCUUCCUCGCAAUUCGAAUUGCGGAAGGUUUCACUGAGGGUGUAACAUUUCCAGCGAUGCAUUCGAUGCUCGCUCACUGGGUACCGCCGUUGGAGCGAAAUAAGUUUGCAGCUAUAGUUUAUGCGGGUGCGAAUUUCGGUACGGUGAUCUCUUUGCCUGUCAGCGGAUGGCUUUGUUCCCUCGAACUGUGGGGCGGCUGGCCACUCGCUUUUUAUCUGUUUGGUACUCUCGGUAUCGUCUGGUACGUUUUUUGGUUGUUCCUCAUUUACGAUACUCCCGCUCAACACCCUUGGAUCGAUCCGGACGAGAGGGCCUAUAUCGAGGCGUGCGUCGAGCCCAAAGACGAGGAGGAUCCUGGGGUCCCAUGGCUUUCGGUGUUCACGUCACUGCCUAUGUGGGCAAUAGCUAUAACGCAAUGCGGUCAAUCCUGGGCCUUUUACACUCUGCUAACUGAAUUGCCGACCUACAUGGAUAAAAUAUUGCACUACGAUUUAAAUUCCAAGUCAUUUCUUGCCGCACUUCCGUACUUAACUGCUUGGAUUGCUGGUCUCGCAACAUCGAGCAUCGCGGACGCUCUACUCGAGCGUCGCUUAAUAUCGCCACUUAAUUCCAUGAAGUUCUGGAAUACAAUAGGAUCUUUAGGGCCCAGCUUGAGUUUCAUCGGUGCUAUUUGGGCAGGCUGUGAUCGAGUUUGGGUGAUGAUCAUGCUUUCGGGACUCGGAGCACUUCAGGGAGCUGUUUAUGCCGGCAAUCAGAUGAAUCACAUCGCCCUGGCUCCCCGGUAUGCGGGAACUUUGUACGGCAUCACUAACGCCGCUGCAAAUGCCUGUGGAUUUUUGGCUCCGUAUGUUAUUGGUCGAAUUGUUCAAGGACACGAAACACUCGCUCGUUGGCAUACAGUGUUCUGGUUAGCUGCAGCAAUAAAUAUGGGAGCUAAUUGUUUCUACUUGUUGUUCGCCUCCGCAAAGGAACAACCCUGGAGCAAGGGUAACAGUUGAUGAUUAUGUCAGCCUCGAAAUUGCGCUAAUUCAACCCAUCGAUCGACAGAUUGCUCGACAUUCGAUCGUAUGGCUUACAGCGCGUUUUAAAGAUUAUUUGCUGGCUCUUUUGUUGUAGGAAUAAUUUUAUUAUUCAGUUGAGAAUUCCACUGGUCCGUCAAUUAUGUAUUUAUCGGGCGCUUUUCCUCCAGCUUAACGGCAUUCCUCUCAUUUUAAGAAGCAUGCUGUAAAUUGGAACAAAAAACAAGUGAUCCAGUUUGCAUGACAAAACUCGUUAUUUCCAUGUACGCCGAAACAUUCAAUUUAGAUGUGGAUACUUGUUUCCUUUCGUCGCAGUAUUUUGUUACUCGUAUACACGUUCCUAGAUCGAAGAGUAUUUCGCAUGGAAAACCAUUUUUUCCUACAAAUAUAAGUUGGUGCUUCGCGUUGAUUUAUAUUAACGCAAAGUUUGUUUUGUUUCAUGAAAUUCACGGCCGUUAACACCUCUCGAAGUACAUUCUGGUACAAAGAAAAUGUGGCGAAAAUUUCUCAUGGCUUACGAUUAAUAGCUAAUUUAUUAAUGCCAAAGGAAUAUAAAAGAAAAAAAACUUGAGAUAAGCGAAUUGGUAAAUGCAAAGAGAAAAGGGGAUUCGAAAAAAGCAAGCAAAUGUGUGAACUCGUACAAUUCUGCGAGAAAAAUCAGACGUGAGUUUCUCAUCUGUAACGCAGGAUUAUAUCGCACAAUUUUCAGUCGAAGAUAGAUUAUAAAUUUUCUCAUGUUCAUGUAUCUUGCCUCGUUGACAAAAACUCAAAUUUCAUUAAUUUGGGUCUGACUUGAAUGAAUAUUUAUUUAAGAAAUAGGAAAAGAUAAAUUUUUGGACUUAGAGAGGAUAGUCUGAGAAUAGAUUCGCGAACUUGAUCAAUUUUUGCAGAUGUUUUCUGUCGCAUGUUGACUUUUGUUAUCACCAUUCGAUUGCUUUGAGACGAUUUUCAUGCUGUCUUUGUGGAUAGAAAUUUUAUCUAAUGAAUAAAAAUAGAAAUCAGAUCAGUCAUCACUAGAGAUUGGGCUGUGACCUCAUUUUUUUAUCAAUAUGCAAAGAAAGCGUGGGACAAUAAAUUCUGGCACCAGUCUCGUGGUUGAUGCAAUAUCACAUGUAAAAAGAAAUAAAAGAAAAUACACUCGAAAAUUCAUUGCAUUUUGAUAAAAUUUGACCAAAUUCGCGAAAAUAAUUCUUGCAUUUGAAAACAGAGAACGAGAACGAACCUUUUUUUAUUCACGUCUUCGGUACUCCCAAGACUCGACCCGAAAGAUGUACGGCGAAGUCGAAUAAAUAUAUAUACACACGUGAAAUGUACAAAUCUCGUAUAGGCCUUUUACCAAUGAGAUAUGCAAAACUUUUCAUAACUGCAUACACAUGAGCAGAUCCAUUACUUUUUGACGAAAGUGUGCGCGCUUAGUUCAGCGAUUUUGAUCUCUAUUUUUUCAUUGAAAGUACAUCGGGAAAGGAGAUGAUCCUGAAAAUUUGAACCCGAUUCGAUCAAACCCAGCCGCUGGAGAAUUUUUUGAAAUUUGAAAAAGGUCAAUUUUUAAUGAUUUUCAAAAAUUUGUAUUUCACUUAGAAAUUCCGUUCAAACGGCGUUCUUUUCUGUGAACUCCCUACUUUUAAGAAUAAAAAGAGAUAUUAAUGGUAAACUCAAAUCCGGCUCAGUUGGGAGCUAUCAACUAAACCAUUGUAUCAACAAAACUUUACCCGUUUUUGAAAUUCUCCCAAACCUGCAGUUGCCGAAGUAGAGGGUUAAUGAUAUUUUUUAUAAAGGUGUAUUCUGUUGAUAUCUGGCCUACCUACUUUCCUUUAAUUGCCUCGACUUCGGAGCAGGACGUUUCGGCGCGAGAACGUUUGGGCGCUAGCCAUUGGGCGCGAGACAUUUCGGCGCGGCUGUACAGCCGCGCUCAUAUGAUUGAAUUCUCGAAUUCAUCGUAUUUUUAUUUUUUUACGAUAUUGAACAUAAUGACGAUUUUUUUUGUUUUGCGUAAGAAUAUUUUCCUUGUCACUGAAAAUAGAAACCAAAAUUUUUCAUAUGACUAUUUCGAGCGGGUUAUUUAAUGGUAAUAAAUAGUUAACAAAAGCGAUCCAUCUCCGUACACCCACACACACUUUGUCAAUGUUAAACAUUCGCAUAAUAUUGAAACGCGGGCGACGGGGGCCACAGGGGGCGAAGGCCCGCGCGGGGGCCGGUGGCAGAGCCCUCCGAGAAAGACUAUUAAAAUUUUAAGUUAAUCAUCAUGAGUACCAUCUCAUCCCGUAUCCUGCGAAAUAACUUUUAUUUACCUCCAUACGAUUUAGAAAGACUAUAUGCAGUCUUCUCGCAAUAACAUGGAUGUAACAAUGUAUACUGUCUGGUCCCACACCGUCAGUUUACUGUUGUUCUUCGUUCUGUGAAGAACGCUUUUUUAUAAAAGUGCUCAAGAGAUUAUUUUACCAUGGAAACGAAUUUAUUAUCGAAACUGAAACAACUUGAUUUAUUGAAACGUUCUCGUGCCAAAACGUCCCCGCACCCAAACGGCGAGCGCCCAAACGUCUCGCGCCGAAACGUGACGCACCCCUCGACUUCGUUACUAUAAGUCAUUCGAAAAUGAUUAAUUUUUCAAAAAUCGCUAUGUUUAGAAAGCUGUCAUUUUUUCGAGUUAUACAUUUUUGAACAUCCCAAAACUUGGAGUAUAAAAAGUACUUCUUGCGAAUAAUAUCACACUUGGCAAAUGAAUUAUUUAUUUGUUUAUAAUACCUAAUUUGACUAUUUCAUGUUAUUGUUUUUACUGAUUACUUAAGUGGCGCAUGAAAUAAAUAUUCUGCGGUUCUCAAACAAUGUUAAUAUGAUCGCAGCGCUCUCAAACGCGGAAUAUUGAGGCAAUUGAGGGAAAGUAGAUGGGGCAGAUAUCAACAAAAUACGCCUUUACAGAAAAUAUCAGCUAUUUAACCCUCUACUUCACCAACUGGUAGGUGCUGGUAGGUUUGGUUGAAUUUCAAAAAAAGGAUUUGAGUUUAUCACUAAUAUUUAUCUUUUUUUCUUGAAAGUAGGGAGUCCACAGAAAAUAAUGUCAUUUGAACGGAAUCUCUAAGUGAAAUACAAAUUUUUGAAAAUUUUUAGGAUCAUCUCCUUUCCCGAUGUACUUUCAAUGAAAAAAUCAGCAUCAAAAUCCCUAACCUAAGCGUACACACUUUCGUCAAAAAGUAAUGGAUUUGCCCACAUAUUUACAAUGUAAAUCGUGAUCGUCUCUUGGACGUAUAAGCCGGACAAUACUGCUUUUAUACUCAUGGAAAAUAUGAAAAAAAACGAUGUGAUCUAUUUCGAAAAAAGAACGAAGGAGAGAGAGAGAAAGCCAAUGAAUCUCAUUUUUCAAUGGUUUUCGAGAAAAAAAAUAACACAAAUAGAGUAGAUGGAUGAAUUUCGACUACAUAUCUUCCGUACCUCUUAACGUUCUCGUUCGCGUUCUUUCACGAACAUAAGAAACUAAAUGUAAUUAAAUAGCAAAAGAUCGGUAUUACUAAAAGAAUUUAACGAAAAGAUUAAUAGAGCAGAAUAAUAAUAAUCAUAUCGAGGCGCACCUUAGAUGGAACUUGAACGGUGAUAAUAGAAUUAUGGAGGAUUAUUGAUAAUAUUUUCAAUGUAAAUAGACCAGUUCAAAUUUAGAUAAGGUGCUGCGAUAGUAUAAAGAAAAUAUUUAACGAAAUUAGUGUAGCUACUUGACGGUUUAUCAAAUUCAGGCAUAGAAAAAUGUAUUGACAAAGUUUAUGACAAAUAAUCUAAUCGAAAUUCAAAUUUUAAAAUUGACUUGUUUGUCAUAAUGGAUAAAUUCAACGAUGAAGUUAACAGAAAAUUAAGUCCUCAUCGAGUAACAAAUGCAAUAAUUUUACUUACGGUUAAGAUAAAGUUUUAAUUUUGUUAUACAUUCCAAUAAUACAAUUUAUCGUCUAUUGUUAAAACGAAUAUUGUUUAUGAACAAAAUUGAGAUCAAUGUAAUAUUUUUUUGCAAUGUCUCGAAUGAAACUAUUUUUCAUUCGUCACGGUUGAUCGACGAAUUCUCAAUUUCAAUUUUUUGCUAAUGGCCAAUUACGAAGAACGUUGAACUCUGUUUAAUAACUCUAUGAUGAAAACUGGAAAAAUAUUCGGCUCUACUGUGCAACUCUAUAGUAUCUAAUUGUAGAAUAUUAUUAUACCCCAUCGGUUACAUAUUUGUAGGUGUGAAAAAAUGAGUGUCCGCAGAUCAACGUAUGAAGAAGAUUCAAUGAAUGUGUCGCCGCCGCCAAGUUAUGGCAAUUAUGCAGUUUUCCGAUAAAUCGAUGAAAACUUUUUUUUUUCUAGUACAGGCUACUUGACUUAGUCACUACUAAUCAUAUUCCGUUGGAUGAGACUGACAUUUCCCAUUAAUUCCAUAAUUUAUUGGGUUUUGGAGUCUCCAAAAAUACAUGAUGAAUUAGGGCAUUUGCGAAUAUCUAGAAGCUUAUGCUAGGAGAGUUGGACACACGUGCACGGACGCAUGCAUGCACAUCCCAAAGAUGUUCUGCAAAAUGCGUGCGUAAGAUUCUAGAUAUAAGAAAAUGCCCUAUUUCAUCAUAUAUUUUUGAAGUCUUCAAAACCCCAUAAGUUAUGAAAAUAACGUCAACACUAUCAACGUCGUCCAACGGAAUAGCACUUAUUAUAAUGGAAUAAAUGACUUCAUGGAGAAAAAAAAUUCCAUCGUUUUUCAAAAAAGUACUGAAACUGCAUGAUUACCCAAGUUAUAUAUCUUGGUUGUUACAUAUAUUUACAAAAUUACUUUCAAAAAGGUUCAAUUGAAACAAAAAUAAAACGAAAUAAAAUAUAUAUAUAUAUAUAU
Messenger RNA from Venturia canescens, 6856 nucleotides. It is a transcript of the gene MFS10, whose product is annotated as major facilitator superfamily transporter 10. The record is from RefSeq and is a predicted model, not a curated record. Gene Ontology annotation, cellular component: plasma membrane. Gene Ontology annotation, biological process: monoatomic anion transport; transmembrane transport. NCBI's taxonomy places the organism in Eukaryota, Metazoa, Arthropoda, Insecta, Hymenoptera, Ichneumonidae. The transcript has 6 exons. The coding region runs from base 511 to 2001 and encodes 496 amino acids. Gene Ontology annotation, molecular function: transmembrane transporter activity.